AUGGUGACCAGAAUUGGAAAAGGCAUGAUCAAAGCCGACGAAAGAGUGCAGGAGACAGAAGACGAUGAUGCAGCAGAAGACUGCACCGAAGAGGCUACACGAGAAAAACGAAUUAUCUUCAUGCGGAAACGAAAUCUAUAUCUCAACUAUCGCUCUACAGGGCAUUGGGCAGUACAAACAAAGGCGGAUCAUGCAGAGCGAGCUGUUCAGAAACAGCUGUACUCAUCCAAGAUGAACAUUGUGGUAUCGGAACCUCAACAUACCUUCAAUGAUGUGCCAAACACAGAUGCUUUCGUCAACCUUAAGCGAAGUGAAGCACGGGCUCACAUUCUCGUUCGACAAACUCCAAACGCAAAAGAACAAGCUCCAGAGUCCAUCCAUGUACUGCUGGACACUCGAGCUUUAUCUGUAUCGAGUCGGCAAAUCGCUUGCUUCUGGGAAUAA
Molecule: messenger RNA, 444 nt
Organism: Haemonchus placei
Lineage: Eukaryota; Metazoa; Nematoda; Chromadorea; Rhabditida; Trichostrongylidae
Source: the annotation of a GenBank genome assembly